Molecule: messenger RNA, 1479 nt
Organism: Erigeron canadensis
Lineage: Eukaryota; Viridiplantae; Streptophyta; Magnoliopsida; Asterales; Asteraceae
Product: heat stress transcription factor A-3-like
Exons: 3
Coding region: 190-1398 (402 amino acids)
Biological process (GO): regulation of transcription by RNA polymerase II
Cellular component (GO): nucleus
Molecular function (GO): RNA polymerase II cis-regulatory region sequence-specific DNA binding; DNA-binding transcription factor activity
Source: RefSeq, a predicted model, not a curated record
UUCACAACGUACAGUAACAUAUAUACUUGCCCCGCCUUUCUUUCAAGAUUUUUUUUCGUAACAUGACAUCUUUCGUUGUCUCCUUAUAUCCAUACAUCAUACAUUACCUAUAUCUAUAUAUAUGGCACCAAAUAUCUCAUUUCCAUCAUAUAUACCUCCCUCACUAGCUCAUCUCUAAUUAGUCCGUCCAUGGAUCCUUUAUAUAAACGCUCUCUUUCGUCUUCUUCAUGUCGCCCGCUCGACUCUCAACCCGGUUCGUCUAACUUCCCGAAUUCGUAUCACCAGCCACUUCCCCUGCCCAUGGAUUUUGGUGAUGAUGAUGAUGUUGUAGUUAUAGAGACCAGAACCGGUGAGGGGGGUGUUAAUGUUCCUCGACCGCUUGAUUGUUUACAAGGGACACCAAUCCCACCAUUUUUGACAAAAACUUAUGAUUUAGUGGAUGACCCGGGACUAGACCCGAUCAUCUCAUGGGGUGACACUGGUGCAAGCUUUAUCGUAUGGGACGCGGUGGAGUUCUCCAGGACAGUCUUGCCAAAAAAUUUCAAGCACAACAAUUUGUCAAGCUUUGUUCGACAACUUAACACCUAUGGAUUUCGCAAGAUUGAUACAGACAGGUGGGAAUUUGCAUCUGAAAGCUUCUUACGAGGAAAAAGGCAUCUCUUGAAAAACAUUCACAGGCGCAAGUCACUGCAGUCUCAUCAGGUUUAUGAUGAAGGAAGCACCCUUUCAAUUGAAGCGGAGGUGGAAGAACUACAUAGAGAAAAGAAGGAAUUGAUGCGAGAAGUUAUUUAUUUACAGCAGAAGCAACAUGGAACCCAUCAAUUUAUGGAAUCUGUCAACGAAAAGCUCCAAGCAGCUGAGGAUAGGCAGAAGCAGAUGGUCUCAUCUUUGGCUAAAGUUCUUCAGAUCCCAAAGUUUAAGAAAGAGCAUAGACGUAUUUCUUCACCAAAGGUUCGUAAGUAUGUUAAGCAUCAACCCUAUGAUCAGAAUUGUCUACUAGAUCCAAUUCCAGGUGAUGAGACGGUAAGGAGACUGGAUUUUUGUGAAGAAAGUGUACCCUUGCAAUUGCAUCACGUUGCUUCGCAGGAAUUGGCUCAGAUUGAUGAUCCUAUUGUAGAAAAAGAAAGCGUGUUUGAUUUGGGUUUAGAAGCCACAAGAGAAUAUUUGAUAUCAUCUCCAGUGAAUUUGGUUAAACAGGAAGACAUCUGGAGCUCGGAUUUUGAGGCGAUUUCUGCGAUGCCUGGUUCCAGUAACGCCAUGUGGAAUGACGUCGGAAGCUAUGAUUUGCCAGCCUUUGGUGUUGGUGGUGGCGAGCUGCCUGAUUUCUGGAAUUUAGCAUAUAAUGGUGCUGAAAAUAGGCCAAGUGAUGAAAGUGAAACGAACCAGUAUGGAUUUUGAAUCCUAAUUUGGUUCGGUUGAUAGGGAUUUUUUACUGAUGAAACUAUUAUCCAAUAAAUCAGUUGAUAUUUUAUUUUCUUA